AUGGUAGGUUUGAUCCCGUAUGACAUAGUAUAUAGAAGCAGUGAGGACAAUGAGUUCCCUAUCACUGGACUUGGGAAUGGGUUGGCAACAUCAUCUGAGAAUGUUGAAUGUUUUUCCACUACCAAUCCCAGCAACCACGCGGUUGCAGAGCAGCACUGUAGUGGUAAGGGUUGGCAAAGUGCGCGUUUUGCUUCCAUGCCUCAGGAACUUGUACUUCGCUUUCCCGGAAACGCGGAGUUGGUGAAUUUGCGCAUACUGAGUCACGAGAGUAAAAUUAUGUCAAAAAUGGAGGUGCGCUUGUAUGCUCUUGACGACGGCGACGAAGUUAACGGAGUUGGUGGCCAUUAUGGACUUGAAGCACCGUCUUUCCGUGAAGUGCGCUUUCUUAAGCUAGGUUCGGUCAACUUCAGCAGUAACGAGCACACGAACUACCGCUCAAAGGAGCGUAAGACUGUGCAUCUGCACGCCAAAGCGUACUUCUUGAAACUUCUCUUUCAUGCGCCGCACCAGAAUGCUUUUAACCGUUUCAAGCAAAUUGGCGUGUAUUCCAUUGAAUGUAGCGGUCAGAUUAGCAAACGCAUACCGAGGCACGUUGAUCAUGCGGUAGUUAGUUCAUGUAUUGUUUCCCAGACACCUGUAGAAAGGGAUCACACCAGGGAGUCAAGCAACUACAACGGGAGUGGCGUCAAGUUGCCGCCCUUGCAAUUGGAGCAGCAGCAAUAUCAGUUGCAGCAUCUGCUGCAGGAGCAAGACAGACAAGGAGAGGGUGAGCGGUCACCUGUAGAAACUCCUGUUAGAAACAUCAUCACUCAGGAUGAAGGAAUGCCUGCCUUCCGUUCUGUGCGCAUAUUGGAGUUUGAAGAUUUUUUUGUCCGCCGCUCUGCUGAGUUACUAAUGCUGAAGAAUCAAGCGAUAUCAAUGGAUGACUUUGAUACCGCAAAGGCGUGCCAGGAUCGAAUUAAACUGAUGAACCGCCGGUCGAAGCGCAUAUAUCAAGCAGAACAGGACAAGGUACAGGCCAUCAUUGACGAGGACUUCGAUGCCGCGAAGGAGGCAAAGCAGCAAAUGGAUACGAUGAUUGAAAAAGUGUACAACGAUGUUCAGGUUCCACAAUUGCGACAGGUGCCAGACCCACUUGAGUACAGUAGUGAUACGUUCAGCGAGGACGCACCUCAGGAUGGCCGAAGAAGCGGGGCAGAGGCGAUAGGCCUAUCUAUUGGUUGCAGUGGGGAUAGGUAUGGCAUGUGUGGCGAGAGGAAUGAGAAGAUGUGCUGGAGUGCGGAAAGGCAAAAGUUAGCACCGGAAGGGGAAUAUCAGGACUUGCCCAGCGGCCCCACCGGUGACAGUGGAAUGUCACCCUUCGACGGUGCCGGUUCUGACUUGGGUCCCUCUAUCUUUGAUGAUUUUGACAAAGAUACGGGUCAGAAGUUGGAUGCACAGAAUAUCUGGCACCAAAAGGGGCAGGAGAUCGCGGAUGCUAAGUGCAAUAAUGACGAUUGGAAUGCGCAGGAAAGGCCCCCCGGUGCCAAUCAGGAUGUAAGCGUGAGUGACGGCACUGAUGAGUACGCCAUUGGGGGCAGAUUGCAACCGUGGGAAGAAGGUGUAGUACGUGAAAUUAUGGAGGCAUCUGGGGAAACUGACAUGCCAAAAUUACCGGACGUAGGUGGGCGUAAGUUCUCGGAGAUGCAAAACCUCAACAAUGUUGUGGGCUUAUUCACUACAGCGUGCCUGUAUAGCAGCAACUUUAAGCUUCGUGAGUCAGCGCUUAGUGUUUUGGCCUCCAAAAUGACAACUCUUUACGAAUCAAGCCCUGUCUCAAUUGAGGAGGGAGUACUACGCUACUUAGACCUGAGUGGAUAUGGGUUGCAGGAUCAUAUUCCGGCCGUUGCUAAUGCUGCCUGCGCGUUUGUCCGUAGUGUUCUAGAGGAUGAAGCCAAUGUAUUCGAGGAGGUUAUGUGCCCAGUGGUCAAUCUGCUCCCACGGUUGCUCUGUUGCGCGGCAGAUUAUAAUCCGCGCUUACGGGAAGAAGCCAUGUCGACACUAGCGUUAUUUGUGCGCAAACCAGAGAUCGGAAAGGGCGUUAUACUUUCUGCGGUACUAGCCGACCCAGUUGACAAGGAUCGGCGGCGGCUGUCUCACACCCAUGCACGUACGCAGCUUGCACGCCUCAGUGUACUGAAGGACCUUGCGGCGAAUGGGGGUCUACAGGUGCGUGGCAGCGCUGGGAGCAUGGGCAAACACAACGAAAAUGCGUGGUCCCGCCUGCUGCAACCGUGCUUGAAUCACCAAAGCUCAGAGGUAAGGGAUCUUGCUGUGUCAACUGCCUCCUACCUUAUCAGUGAGGAAAAACUCGUUUUAACGAAAAGGCGAGCUGGCGAAAUUGACAACGUGUCUAUUCGUGAUCAACUCAAGGCAGCCGCAGAGCUGUUGAGAGCUCAAAGGGACGGUGAGGCACCGUCUUCACCCAACUCUGCAGCAGCUUUCACGCCGUUUUCGAUGCGGCAGCGCACACCUAACGUGAAACCUGAGAAAGCACUAGGAAAGAAAUGCAGAAAAGCCCCAAAGGCACAGGAACGACAAGUAUAG
Trypanosoma brucei brucei TREU927 is the source of this 2586-nucleotide messenger RNA. RefSeq lists its product as hypothetical. The transcript has a single exon. The record is from RefSeq and is a predicted model, not a curated record. The coding region runs from base 1 to 2586 and encodes 861 amino acids. Gene Ontology annotation, cellular component: cilium. Lineage: Eukaryota; Euglenozoa; Kinetoplastea; Trypanosomatida; Trypanosomatidae.